AUGUCGGCCUUGGUUGUCCGGUCUGGGAAAAGGAAAAGUAGGACUGAAUGCAUAAGUUAUGGACUGAUGGACGAGACAGAUAGGGUGAGAAGACAGUAUUUUGAGGACAAAAUAUGGAAGGAUGAUGCAACUUGUUUGAACAUGCUUAGGCUUGGAAGAGGACCUUUCUUCCGGUUCUGUCGACUUUUAAGGGACCGCAGGUUGCUCCAAGACACGAUUCAUAUGUCUGUUGAGCAGCAAGUUGGCACGUUCUUGCACACCGUUGGACACAACAUUAGGGAUACGCCAGCUGGUGACAACUUUCGUAUAACCGGUGAAGUUGUUAGUCGUUAUUUCAAAAAAGUCAUCCGUGCCAUUGGAGAGCUGCGCCAUGACCUUAUUAGGGAACCCUUGUUAGCGACCCCAACCAAAAUAGAAGGGAAUCACCAGUGGGAUCCAUACUUUAAGGUAUGGGAUUUAGUGACAGCUACAUUGUUCUCAUUUUCUAGGCAUGAAUCUGGUUAG
Molecule: messenger RNA, 504 nt
Organism: Triticum turgidum subsp. durum (durum wheat)
Lineage: Eukaryota; Viridiplantae; Streptophyta; Magnoliopsida; Poales; Poaceae
Source: the annotation of a GenBank genome assembly